CCCUUCCCCGGGCUAGAUAUCCCCCCAAGGCAUUAAAUUCCAUCAUCGAACGCGUAUGGAACCUGCUUCCAUCUAGCCACCCAACGUGCAGUGCAGCAAGAGUUCCAGCACAACACCCUCCACCAGGACGAUACGCGCGCCCUUCCCCUGUGCCGAAACCACAGACGCCUCACCACACACCAUAUCUUCGCGCAAAUGGCCGACAAGAAAGGAAGCGCCUACGGCGCGCCGGCGGGCGACACCGACUUCCGCAAAACAUGGGACCUUGACGAGUACGCCGCCAAGGCCAAGGACCGCGAGGCCAAGGAAAAGGAGGAGUCCAAGGCGCGAUACGAGGCGAAGCUGGCCGGCAAGAAAUACCACAAGCCCCUGACGGGCAACGAAACAUUCACACAGGCGAGGCGCAACGUGCUGGACCUCAGCGCGCAGGUCGGCAAGACGCAGUUGGUGCCGGCGGGCGCGGGCGUGGGCAAGCGCGGGCGCGGCGCCGGCUUCUACUGCGAGCCCUGCGACCUUACGUUUAAGGACAACAAGCAGUACGUUGAGCACAUGAACACGCCGCAGCACCUGGCCAACACGGGGCAGACGAACGAGGUGCGGCGCGCGACGGCCGACGAGGUACGGGAGCGCAUCGAGUGGCACUGGCAGCGGAUCCAAGACCUCGAGAAGGAGAAGGCGACGAGCCUACAGGAACGCCUCGCGCUGCGGGAGGAGGAGAGCCUGAAGGAGGCCGAGGAGCGGAGGCGCAAGAGGAAGGAGGCGGACGAGAAGAGGAGGGCGGAGAGGGAGGCAGCCGAGAAGGUUAAGCUCGAGUACGGGGAGGACGUGAGGAUCGAGGGCGAGCACGACGAGGAUGACAUGAUGGCGGCGAUGGGCAUCACCGGCUUCGGAGGGGCCAAGAAGAAAUAA
This is a messenger RNA of Colletotrichum destructivum, 909 nucleotides long. Its product is annotated as Putative U4/U6.U5 small nuclear ribonucleoprotein component Snu23. Gene Ontology annotation, cellular component: spliceosomal complex; U4/U6 x U5 tri-snRNP complex. The record is from RefSeq and is a predicted model, not a curated record. Gene Ontology annotation, biological process: mRNA splicing, via spliceosome. The coding region runs from base 196 to 909 and encodes 237 amino acids. The transcript has a single exon. NCBI's taxonomy places the organism in Eukaryota, Fungi, Ascomycota, Sordariomycetes, Glomerellales, Glomerellaceae. Gene Ontology annotation, molecular function: zinc ion binding; nucleic acid binding.